Molecule: messenger RNA, 936 nt
Organism: Prunus dulcis (almond)
Lineage: Eukaryota; Viridiplantae; Streptophyta; Magnoliopsida; Rosales; Rosaceae
Product: LEAF RUST 10 DISEASE-RESISTANCE LOCUS RECEPTOR-LIKE PROTEIN KINASE-like 2.7
Exons: 1
Coding region: 46-936 (296 amino acids)
Molecular function (GO): polysaccharide binding
Source: RefSeq, a predicted model, not a curated record
UUUCAUUUCUAUCAAACACUUUCUCUUCCCCUAAAAAAAAAAAAAAUGAUGUCCUGGCUUUUCUUCUCAUCCCCUUUUGCCUUCUUUGUUUUCAUCAACAUUCCUUUAGCCUCAAGCUUUGUUGGGUACACAAGUUGUAGCAACAAGUUCAACUGUGGAGAGAUCACAAACGUUGGUUUUCCUUUCUGGGGAUACGGCAGGCCAGAGAGUUGUGGAUAUCCAGAACUGAAUCUCACAUGUUCCGAGAGUGUCACCACUAUAGGGAUUAUGGGGGUCCAAUACAGAGUGUUGAAGAUAAACCAAGAAGCUGAAGAAACACUCAAACUUGUGAGAGAUGACUACUAUGACAAAAUUUGUUCUCCAAAGUUUGGGGACACCAAACUGAAUUCCAAUCUUUUCGACUAUGUUUCAGGCUCUGUCGAUGUUAAAUUACUGUAUGAUUGUAUUUCUAGCUCACAACGUGACUUCAGUUGCCCCAAGGAUGAAACUUAUGGUAAUGUGGCCGCCGUACUUCCAGCUUUUCCGGUGCCUCUCAUGUGUAAAUCACAGAUGGUGAUUCGGAUUCAGGACGCAAUGAGUUUCAGUAUCUUUAGUUCAAAGAAUGUAACAGAACUUGAACAGGCAGUUAGAGAAGGAUUUGAGGUGAAGUAUAAGGUGGACAGUGCAAAAUGUGAUGAGUGUGUUGGUUCAAAGGGUGUUUGUGGUUAUGAUUGGGGUUUGAGUGAGACUGUUUGCCAUUGCCCGAAUCAAAGUUCUGCGUCCCGGAAUUGUUCUGCCACAGCAGAGGCCAUAGACAAUCCAGUUUUGCCAUCAGCUAAAGGUACGAGCUCUGAACCCAAAAUAGAUAUGCUAACAAGAGUGGUUUUUUUGCAUUUUAAGCUGAAUUUCUUAGCUUUUUUGGCAAUUGGGUUCCUUAUAUCAACUCAUUUUUGGUAG